This is a messenger RNA of Sodiomyces alkalinus F11, 390 nucleotides long. RefSeq lists its product as hypothetical. Lineage: Eukaryota; Fungi; Ascomycota; Sordariomycetes; Glomerellales; Plectosphaerellaceae. The transcript has 2 exons. Bases 1 to 390 code for a protein of 129 amino acids. The record is from RefSeq and is a predicted model, not a curated record.
AUGUCCAAACCAGCGCAUACACGGUUCCAGCGGACCCUCUCCAGCACAAUGCCGAGGGAGGCAACCAGGCCGUUCUCCACGCAAGCUCGGGUGCACCCGACAUUCCUCCCAUAUCUUCACACACGAGGCCGGCUAGCAGCAAGAUGGGUCCCAUCCACCAUCGCCUUCAUUGCUGCCGCCUACGCCGUCAACCACUACAUCCAACUCGAAGCGGCUUCGCGACGCGCCGCCGAGAACGACGAGCGCCAAGCCCGGGAGAGCCGCGCGCUCACCAUCGAACUCCUGGACGCGUAUGGCGACGGGUCGAGCUUGGAGGCGCUGGAGAAGGCUGUCGAGGUGUACGAAGCCAGGACGGCUGCGUCUGGUUCGGGGAGAAGCUCGUCUGGCUAG